CCGAAUCAGAAUCUUGGUGGAGGAAAUGGCGCCGCUGGUUGUGCUGAACGAGCUCCCAGCGCUGCUUUUGACUGACUGAGGGGCGUUCAGCGGCCGCACUCGUGUCGGCCGCUCCUGCAUGUCACUGCCGUGCACUUUAUAUACAUGAGAGAAUUGGAAGUUGCAGCUACCAAAGAAGUUGAAGGAAAUCUAAGCGAAGGUGUUGGACAAGAAGAGGAAGAACAGUUGAUGGAAGAAAGAAAGAAGAGAAAGGAAGAUAAGAAAAAGAAAGACACAAUCUCUAAGAAGGCCGCUGAACAAAAAAACAAAGUGCCAGAUCAAAUACAAAGCCAGCCACAACCUGUGAACGGGACUAUUGGCAUUUCCACGGCAACCAGCAUUCAAAAUAAUAAUGCCAAGCAGCCCACAGCAAUCAAUUCGCAGCUGCAGCAAACAACGGUGCCUCGUUACCCUCCCCGUGAAGUUCCACCGCGUUUCCGACAGCAGGAGCAGAAGCAUCUACUAAAACGUGGGCAGCAGUUUCCAGCCAUUGCAGCCAACCUGGGUUUAGUCACUGUGGUAGUAGAGUCAGGAAGCAAAACUGCAGUGGGGCAGGAGCACCCUCUGACUGAAGAAGUAAAGGACAGUUGCAAAAAUCAGCCAGGCAUGCCACCCAUUCGGGAUAUGGUCAGCCACUCCCCUAACCAGCUAGAUCUUAAUCUAGGACCUCACUAUGAAAGUUCACACUGGGGACCCGUCUCUUCCAAUGUUGAUUCAGGCACAAACUGGGAUAAAAUUAUCGUAGACGGCACUGACAAAGAAGCGUGGCCAUCUAUCACAGACAACAGCCCAGAGUUAACUUCAGAAUGUAUGGACAUUGACUCUGCCACAAACUCUGGGCCAGAAAAGAGCCACCUUGUGCCGUUUGCAGACAGCGUAGGAGAAAUGGAUACCAUAAGAAAUGGCAUCGCUCAUAGUUCUCAAAGCAAACUUUUGGUAGGCAGUAACAGCAAUAAUGCAGGCAAUGGAAGUAUUAAUGGACCAUGGGGCAUGACCCAUGGAGCCAUGAUAAGCACAUGUCAAGAUGGCCCCGAUAGCAAAUCAGACAGUAGGCACAACAGGAUUAAUGCUUGGGGCACCGUGAAUACUUCGGCUAAUGGAGUUAAUAAUCCAAGCACUUUGAAUAUGAACGGCAACCAUGGUGCCUGGCCCGUUUUGGAUAGCAAUGGACACACCCUUAAAGGGUCUAAUAAUUCUGGCACAAAUGUUCCAAACAUUACUAUAGGUCAGGUGUCUAACAAUCGGAGUAUUAAUCCUAAAGCGGGAAGCUCUAGCUCCUGGGGAAACCAUCAGGAGAAUUGCGAUUCUGAAGUCAAUGGUACACAGAAAGUUUCUUAUAGUGGGCAACCUCAAAACCUUAACACUGAAAUGACUGGACCAAAUAACACUACUAACUUCAUGACCUCUAGUUUACCAAACUCUGCAGGCUUAAUGCAGACAAAUGAACUGCCUAAUUCUACAGGGCAUGGGGCUUGGUGUGUGAGCAACAUGAAUCAUUCUCCACUUCACACCCCUUCAAUUACAAAUGGCACUUCCAUUCCUCAUCUAAGUAAUGGUGAGGAAAAAAAUGGCGGAUCAUACGGUACUACAUGGAGUACCUCCGGCUCUACUUACUCCGGAGAAAAAAGUUCAGUCCCAAAAGGGCAAGCUAAUGGCGACACUGUGAAUGCGACAAUAAUGCAGCCGGGCAUAAAUGGGCCCAACUGUCCAAACUAUAAAAUUAAUGGGAAUAAAGGAGUAUGGGAGUCAGGGACUGUAAACUCCCAAAAUAUGCAUUGGGGAAAUGGAGGGACUUCUGGUGGAAAUCGGAGAGGAUGGGGAAACCCAGCACAAAACACUGGCACUAAUAUAUCAAAUGGCGAAUGGAACAAAAUGCCUAGCACUCAGCAUUCCAAUGAGGGUGAAAAUAUAGAAAAUUGUAGGAAAGCACCAAAUACCUGGAAAUCUGCUGAAGAAGAUAAUGUAGGUCAUAAUCCAACAGGGUCUAAGGGCAAUGAGGCAAAUAAUGUAUGGGCCAAAAGUACAGGUAUGGGAGAAAGCGAAGGUAGCGUUGAUAGCACUGGAAGUCAGAGUGAGCAAAAAAAUGGGACAAUAACUCUGGAAAGAAGGAAAACGGACCAGCAAACAUUACUCCAAAGUAUUGUAAAUAAAGGUGACCUGGACCCCCGGGUCUUGUGCAACACUGGCUGGGGACAGACUCCAAUUAGACAGAACACUGCCUGGAAUAUUGAAGCUGCUUCACCUAGGAGCGACAGAAAGACUGACAAUGGAACAGAAGCUUGGGGAAGCUCUGUGUCAAAGACUUCUAACUCAGGGGGAUGGGUAGAAAAACCCAACCCUAAUAGCAAUGAUACCUCAUCAGUAUCUGGGUGGGGAGAUCCAAAGUCUGCUACAGGGUGGGGAGAUGCCAAAGGCUCAAUAAGCCAAGGGGAUUGGGAAGAUCAAUUUGCUGCUACUACUGGAAUGGUCAAGAGCAAUCAGUCGUGGGGUAACGGUAAAGAGGACAAAUCCACUUGGAAUGAUGCACAAAAGGUCAAACAGGGGUGGGGUGCGCAUAGUGGUGAUAAUAAUAAGGGGGAAAAUUCCAAGAAUAAUCAUUGGGGAGUCACAAAGUCAGGUAAUGGAAAUGACAAUGAUAGAUCAAUGACUGGCUGGAAUGAGCAUAAUAGAUCCAAUUCUUGGGGAAGUGGAAAUGUAAACACAUCAAACUGGGCUGACACCUCUAAGAACGGCUCAACCCAAGGAUGGGGAGAACCGACCAAGCCUAAUACCCAAGGGAACAAUGAGGCUUCUAAAUGUGGCCCAGCUCAAAUGGAGAGUGAAAUGACAUCAAAUAACUCUACAGAAUGGAAUAAGAAACCGGAUACAGGUUCAUGGGGUGCACAGGCAACCACUAAUAAAUCUGGUUGGUUGGGUGGACCAAUGGCUACUCCCGCAAAGGAAGAGGAUUCGACAGGAUGGGAGGAACCUUCCCCAGAGUCCAUAAGACGCAAAAUGGAAAUAGAUGAUGGAACUGCAGCCUGGGGUGAUCCUAACCAAUACAAGUACAAUGUGAAUAGAUGGGGUAAAAACACAUCGAGCACUUCCAGCUCUGCAGAAAAUCAACCCCAACUACAUUUGAUGCCCCCACCUUCAAGUGCCAUGCCAAACAAAGAGAACAGCAACAGUUCUGGUUGGGGGGAAACCUGGCCAGACACUCCAUCUCCUGCUGUAAAUAACGGUACUUCUGCUUGGGGUAAACCUAUAGAAAAUAACAGUAGUUGGGGGGAUCCCAGCAACGAGCCUGCUUCAUCUGGUUGGAACCACACUCCUAUUGGUCAGCAAGCUCCAUGUAAACCGGGUCCCAAAUCUAUGCAAGAAGGUGGAUGGUGUGGAGAGGAAAUGUCUGUGAGUCGUCACUCUAACUGGGAGGAUGACGAUGUAGAGAUUGGAAUGUGGAACAGUAAUGCCUCACAGGAAAACAACGCAUCUCUUAAUUGGCCGCCUUACAUGAAGAAGAUGCCUACAAAGGGAACCACAAAAAAUGGGAAUAAGCAAGAGGAGAAUUGGAUAAAUCCAUUUGUCAAGCAAUUCAACAAUUUAGCUUUUUCUAGAGACGCCCCAGAGGACUCCAUGCAGAGCAAUAAGAUGGAUCUGCCUGGGGUGAGAAUGGAUAUGGAGAAAACAGGUCUCGGGGUUGGAGACUACAAUAGGGCUGUAGGAAAAGCCCCUGGGCCACGCCACAUUUCCAAAGAGUCUUCCAUGGAUCACAAUCCUUACUUUGAUAAGGACAACAUUGUAGCAGAAGAGUCGCAAAACAUGCAGUUUAUUUCCAAUCAGAACAUGAAACUUCCCCCUUUAAAUAGUGCACUACCUACUCAGUCCCUAGGCUCCUUCACAGGGCUGGGAAUGCCAAACAUAAGUUCUGUAAAACAGAAUGGCAAUUCCAAUAUGUAUGGUGUUGGGAAUGCAGCACAAGCCCGAGGCGCACAGCAGCCUCCAGCACAAGCUCUCAGUUCAUCUCAGCCUAACCUCCGUGCGCAAGUGCCUCCUCCUAUUAUACCCCCUCAGGUUCCUCCUUCUUUACUAAAGUACCCGCCAAACAAUGGGGGCCUGAAUCCGCUUUUUGGCCCUCAGCAAGUAGCCAUGUUGAACCAGCUCUCUCAAUUAAACCAGCUUACCCAGCUCUCUCAAAUCUCCCAGCUACAAAGGUUAUUGGCUCAGCAGCAGAAGGUGCAGAAUCCAAGAGGGGUGUCUUCUGGGACACGCCAACAGCAAGAACAACAGGUUCGGAAUAUGGGUUUGCAUCAACAGUCCCGUCAAUAUGAGCCUAACCUGCUCAUGAAGCAGCCUGUUCCCCAGUCUCCCCAGUCAAUGCACCAUCAACCUCCCAUGAAGUCCUAUAUGGAGAAUGUGUUGCCUCACUCAACCCCCGAGAUGCCAAAAGUACCUUCACCCAUCAGUGCUUUUGGUGGAUUUUCAUUAGGAUUGAAUUCAAAUGUAAAUAUGGAACUUGGAAGUAUGAAGGAGCCACAGUCCCGACUGAGGAAAUGGACGACGGUUGACAGCAUGUCUUCUAGUACGUCACUGGAUCAGAAUUCCAGUAAACAUGGUGCUAUUUCAAGUGGUUUUAGACUUGAAGAUUCUCCUUUUGGUUCAUAUGAUUUCAUGAAUAGCAGUAAUUCUCCAUCCAGCCCUCCAGGAUCAAUAGGAGAUGGCUGGCCCAGUGCCAAAUCGCCAAAUGGCUCCAGCAGUGUCAAUUGGCCCCCAGAAUUUCGUCCGGGUGAGCCAUGGAAAGGAUAUCCAAACAUUGACCCUGAAACUGACCCUUAUGUCACUCCUGGCAGUGUCAUCAACAACCUGUCAAUUAAUACUGUGCGGGGUGUGGACCACCUCAGGGACAGAAAUAAUGGGUCAUCCUCCUCUCUGAACACCGCGCUGCCUUCAAAUAGUGCCUGGUCAUCCAUUCGUGCCUCCAACUACAGUGUCUCCCACAGCAGCACAGCACAAAGCACUUCAGUUAGAAACAGUGACCCCAAAUCAGCUUGGUCUCCUGGUUCCGUUGCUAACACCUCUCUGGCUCAUGAGUUGUGGAAAGUCCCUUUGCCAUCUAAAAACAUCAGUGCUCCGUCCAGACCUCCUCCAGGGCUGACUGGUCAGAAGCCACCUUUAUCCACUUGGGAUAGCAACUCCCUGCGCCUGGGUGGUGGAUGGGGAAAUUCUGACUCCAGAUACACACCAGGUUCCACUUGGAGUGAUAACAGCUCAGGGAGAAUCACAAAUUGGCUAGUUUUGAAAAACCUAACACCUCAGAUCGACGGCUCCACUCUGCGUACUCUGUGCAUGCAGCAUGGGCCACUGAUUACAUUCCACCUGAACCUGCCCCAUGGUACUGCCCUGGUCCGUUAUAGUUCCAAGGAAGAGGUUGUGAAGGCACAAAAGUCUCUGCACAUGUGUGUUUUAGGCAACACUACUAUCCUAGCCGAGUUUGCUAGUGAGGAGGAGAUAAGUCGCUUCUUUGCACAAGGCCAGUCUAUGACCCCUUCCCCUAGCUGGCAAUCCAUGGGGUCUGGGCACAGUCGGCUGGGAUCCCUAGACAGCCCCCACAACAUCUCGAAUCGCGGAGAUAUCAAUCACUGGAAUAGCCCAGGAGCAUCUGGUUCCGGAGACCUUCAUGGCACUUCACUCUGGGGCACUCCAAAUUAUUCCACAAGUCUGUGGGGGAGCCCAAACAGCGAGAACAGGGGCUUAAGCAGCCCAUCUCCUGUCGGCGCCUACCUUCCUGAUCACUUAAGUGGAGAGCCCAUGUAGCUUUUCACUUACAACCUCAGAUGAAUUCUAGUAAGCAGCCCUAUGCCAGGCUGGACUUUUUAUGUAAAACUCUGCAUGUCCUGCAGAGACAGCUCUUCUGCACACUUCCCACUUUUUGUUUUAGCCCAAAACAUAUCAUUUUGAAAUACUUGAAUCAUGCAGGCCAAUAUUAUAAUGUGAAAUGAAAACAAAAUCUAUAUUUACACUUCCACAUUAGUGCUAUUCAUAUUAAAACUGUGUACAAUGAGCUGUGUGUAUUUUAACCGUGAGUUUUGAAUUCCAUUUUUUUUUUUUUUUCUAACUUGUUUUUUUUUCCUGACAUUUUGAGCUACAUUACUUUUUUGCACUGGACGGUUCUUCGUGUUUUCUGUUUUUAUUUGGAAUUAUCGGAAGCAACAGCUCAUGUGUAACUGUUUACUCUUGCGUGUACUUAAGAAGAAAAAAAAGAUAACUGAUUUAAUGCUUGUUCUUUCUAAGAUGCCUUGAUGUACCUACCUUAUUGUGGUAUUACAAAGUUUUAACUGCCUUGUGGCACCAGUGUGGCCCAUAGUGAUCUAUAGCAGAGCAAAGCGCUAUCUGGCGUCCUCAGUGCUUAAAAGGGUUACGUCAGUUGACGGUUAAAACUUAGUUUUUAAAAAAACAAAAAGAAAGUAUUGCACCAGGUUUUCAUGACUAAACCGAAUAGAAUUUAGCUCUAUGAUUUUAAUAAAAAAAUAUAUAUUAAAAAAAAAAAAAAUUAAAAAAAAAAUAUAUAAAAAAAAAAUUAAAAAUAAAAAAAAUAAAUAAAUAAAAGAUAAUAGUGGCCACAGCUGUGACAUACACCCUACGUGUGCCAGUAGGGAGCAGCACUUUCAAAAGGCUUUGCAUUUUUAUUUUCUAAAGAGGUACCAAUCCAGGGAUCUCUUGUUUACAGAAUGUUUUGUUUAUAUUUUUUGUUUUGGGGAGGGGGGAUUCUUAAUUUCUGUUUUUCACAUAAAUGUUUACUAUUCCAUCAGUUAAACCCUUAGCCAGUCAAGAGGUUUAAAAAAAAAAAAAUGAAAAAAAUAAAGAAUAAUAAUCUAAUUGGUGAGGAUGCUUUUAUCUCUGGGAGUCCAGCAGUGUUAGGUCGUGUUCUUUUUAUUUAUUUAUUUUUCUUGUUGGUGUAAUACCAAGUUUUUUAACAUAAGGGGGGAAAAGAACACGACUCUCAGGAAUAAUAAUGGAAAUAACACUUCCCUUCUCCCUGCUCUAAAAAAAUCACUAGAAAAAAAAUGCAACUUUUAGCACUAACCGUGCUAAUUUCUCAAAGACUUUCCUCUCUGCCAAAAAAUCCCCCAGAAAGCUUUCUAAAGCCAAGUUCUUCGUUUUGUUUUUUUUGUUUGUUUGUUUUCGCUUUGACGCAGUGUCUUUUUUUUAGAGUAGCAUUGAGAUUUUUGCAAAUAACUAUGUAAAUGAUUUUUUUUUGUGUUCCAUUAAGUGGCUAUGUGUCUGCUUUGUGACAGUGUUUUAUUAAUGUUCUGCGUUUGUCGUACUUUUUUAAAAAAAAAGCCGAUUAUUUAGUAACUAUGCACAUUUAUGCACAUUGUAACCAAGUACUGGGCUGACAGAUUUCUUGUUUGUUGUAUAAAAAAAAGGUGUUUUUAAAUGUUUAGAUGCGAAGUAAAUGAUUGCAAACACUUUCUUGCAAAGGAACAAGUUACAUUUUUUUUUUUUAUAUUGUUGUUGCCGUAAAUGGUAUUAAUGCUUGUUUGGUCAAAGAAUUCAAAAAAGCAAAAACUGAACAAGGAUAAAAAAAAUGUAUCCAUGUUUAAUCAUAUGUUUUAAUCCCUGCUCUGAAUUUAAAGGCCAGGGGUUCGCAAGCUGUUUUCCUUGAUCCUUUGCAUCUCCACCUACUUUCCACUGGAGUUUUAAGGACUCCUUUCCUCUUCCAUAUGCCCUUAUUGACCAGUUCUCUAACAAUAAGACAGCAAUUGCAUAUUUAAAGCGUUGCUAGCACUCAUGCUUCACAAUAGAUGAAGCUUUCUGUACGAAUUGAAACACUCAAUAUAAUGCCCGUGUUCAGUUUUUGUAUGCAGUGGAAGGGUUAAUAUUUAAUCCCUUCACUGUCUCCAGUUUGACAGAAUAGGAUUUUACCUUGUUCUGAAACAGAUCCUUGGAUGGCUAAGACAGUUUGUUUUUAUGUGAAUGAAAAACCAUAACUCAAAGGUGCAUUAACAGUUCAUAAAAGAAAUACAUUAAAUAAAUGUGGUUUUCCUUCCCAUACUGGAGUAGCUCACUGUCCUAAGGAUCUGUUUGGGGACACAAUCUUCUGCCAUUAUCUCAUUGCCUUGAUGCUGAUCUGUCAGCUAAUACAAAUCAAAUUGUGGCUUUUAACUGUUUACAAAUAAAAAUGAUUGUACAUUUUACAUUUUUUUGAUUGAUGAAGUUUCAGAAAUUAGUGAACUGUGUAUUUCUGCUGCUUAGCAUUUAAUAGUUUUAUUUUCAUUUUUUUCUUUCCCCUUUUGUUGUGAUUUUUUUUUAUUUGGAAGCUGUUUUUAAUGCAGUCUGAAAAAAAACAAAACUCUUAAAUAUGCUUGGACUGUAUUAGUGUUGUGAAUUGUUAAAUAAUCUGAGGAGACGUGUAAUAUUGUGAUGUUGUACAAGGCAAACACUUUUAGAGUUUGUUCCUGGUAUAUAAUUAUAUAGCCUUAGCUUAACUGGGAUUACCUUUUUGUAAAGAGGACUUUGCCAGAAGAGAUGAUGCUUCUAACUAUUAUAUCCUGCACUAAGCUCGUAACUUGAAAAUUAUACAGGACACAGUCGCUCGUAUGGAAAUUUACAUUUGAUGUUUCUAACACUUGAGUACGCAUUUACUGCAUUUAUACCUCAGUUAAAGAACAACCCAGCAGUGACUAUAAAUAGCAAUUAUUUUGUGUUUGGUUUUGUUUUAGCACAUUUUGUCCUGCUUUAAUCUGGUGCUGCAUUGCACAACUGUAUUGUCUAGCUAGACAAAAAAAAGUCUAAUCUGCCAAUGGGUGGCAUCUGUGUUCCUUGUAAAGUAGUCAUUUCAAGUCAACCUUCUGUAUUUCAAGAAGAUAUUUUAUCUGUAACUUAUUACAAACAGUACUGUAGUCAAUCCUAGCCCAGUUGCUGUCUGCACAACCUCUGCGGUAUUAAUCUGCAGUGUAUUGCAGGAGUCCCCACCUAUGGACAGCAAAUGGAUUAACAUACUCUGCUUCAGAGAGGCCUACAAAUAACAUUUCAGACCUCUCUGUCUUUGUAGGGCUUUGUUUAUAAGAAGAAAAAAAAACUAAAAGGGGAAAAAAAUAAAACACAAAAAAAAAAAAAAACAACCAAAGCUAGCUUUGUGACACUUCCCAUGAGAAGGAGUUUAAAGUUUCUCAAUGAAUAGGUGCCCUCCAGCCAACUAUAUGGAGUGUUAAUCUACAGCCUUUAUUGUAUUGUUCAAAUGCUUGAAUGCUUCCUGUUUUAUUUUUGUUUGUUUUAUGAAGCUUGUAAUGUAAUAAAGUAUGGUUGCUCUUUA
Bombina bombina (fire-bellied toad) is the source of this 9331-nucleotide messenger RNA. It is a transcript of the gene TNRC6A, whose product is annotated as trinucleotide repeat containing adaptor 6A. NCBI's taxonomy places the organism in Eukaryota, Metazoa, Chordata, Amphibia, Anura, Bombinatoridae. Gene Ontology annotation, cellular component: nucleoplasm; P-body. The transcript is spliced from 25 exons. The coding region runs from base 145 to 5829 and encodes 1894 amino acids. Gene Ontology annotation, molecular function: RNA binding. The record is from RefSeq and is a predicted model, not a curated record. Gene Ontology annotation, biological process: miRNA-mediated post-transcriptional gene silencing; positive regulation of nuclear-transcribed mRNA poly(A) tail shortening.